GGUAAUCGUUGAUGUGUCAAACGUCAAUAACGUCAUUAUGGUUUUGAGUUGGGGCUGUAUGGUAAUAAACGUUCAGUGGUUCAAAACAUUGCGAAGUACUAACUUGUGGGUGGUUAGAAGUGAAAACUAUUUCAGUACGAAACCUAGGAAAAUGUUUAGUUGGCUCAAAAGGGACAGUCAUAAGAGCGAACGUUAUGGCAACGUCGUCGAAGGCCUUAAAAAUAUAUACUCAACUAAACUAUUACCCCUGGAACAAUGUUACAAUUUUCACGAUUUUCAUUCACCUCAGUUGGAAGAUUCCGAUUUCGAUGCUAAGCCUAUGAUACUAUUAGUUGGUCAGUAUUCUACUGGUAAAACAACAUUCAUUAAAUACCUAUUAGAAAGAGAUUUCCCUGGGAUAAGAAUAGGACCAGAACCAACAACAGACAGAUUUAUAGCAGUAAUGUACGAUGAGAAAGAGGGUAUGAUACCUGGAAAUGCUCUUGUUGUGGAUCCAAAACGUCAAUUUAGACCAUUAUCUAAAUUUGGAAACGCAUUUCUUAAUCGUCUCCAGUGUUCCUUAGUAGAUUCUCCAGUUUUACAGAAUAUAUCAAUUAUUGAUACUCCUGGCAUAUUAUCUGGAGAAAAGCAAAGAGUUGACAGGGGAUAUGAUUUUACUGGAGUUCUGGAAUGGUUUGCCGAGAGAGUAGAUAGGAUUAUUUUACUCUUUGAUGCUCAUAAACUAGACAUUUCUGAUGAAUUUCGUAGGUCUAUAGAAGCCUUACGGGGACAUGAUGACAAAAUUCGUAUUGUUCUCAACAAAGCAGAUAUGAUAGAUCAUCAACAGUUAAUGAGAGUUUAUGGUGCUCUUAUGUGGUCCUUGGGAAAAGUUCUACAAACACCUGAAGUUGCUAGAGUUUAUAUUGGAUCUUUCUGGGAUCAACCUUUGAGGUAUGACGUGAAUCGAAGAUUAUUCGAAGAUGAAGAACAAGAUUUAUUUAAAGAUCUUCAGUCAUUACCCCGCAAUGCUGCCUUAAGAAAAUUGAAUGAUUUGAUCAAAAGAGCAAGGUUAGCUAAGGUGCAUGCCUACAUCAUAUCAGAAUUAAGGAAAGAAAUGCCAUCUGUGUUUGGGAAAGAUUCAAAGAAGAAAGACUUAAUCAAGAACUUAGGUGCUAUUUAUGAUAGGAUUCAAAAAGAGCAUUUGAUAUCCCCUGGAGAUUUCCCAGAACUCAAGAAAAUGCAAGAAGUUCUAUACAAUAUGGAUUUCACAAAAUUCCAACCACUAAAGCCUAAACUCCUGGAAAUCGUGGAUCGAAUGUUGGCUGAUGAUAUCUCUACUCUUAUGGCACAAAUUCCUUUGGAGGAAACUAAUGAUGUAGAAGCCCGAGGGCCUGUUAAAGGGGGUGCUUUCAAUAAUGUUGAAGACACUGCAUCACCUUUCGGCUAUAAAAGGGGAGAGGGUAUUGAUGCUGGAGCUGGAGAAUUGGAUUGGAUUGUUGGUAGGAAACGACAUGAAUAUGAUGAAAUAUUCCAGAAGUUGUCUUCUGGUGAUGGAAAAGUCACUGGCAUGGCUGCCAAAGUGGAGAUGGUGAAAUCCAAGCUGCCCAACACCGUUCUCAGUAAAAUAUGGAAACUCGCCGAUAUAGACAAAGAUGGAAUGUUGGAUGCCGACGAAUUUGCUCUAGCCAUGCAUUUGAUCGAGGUCAAAGUUGAAGGAAACGACCUACCCCUGAAGUUGCCUGAUCAUCUCAUUCCACCCUCAAAACGUACCAACCCACCUGCUUAAUUCAGUAUUUUGAAAAUUUGUUUAUAUAUUCAGCAUAUCUUUUGAUAAUCGCAUACUCAUUUAAAAGACACGAGAAUUAAGCAUUUGUAUGGACAGUAAAACCCCAUUUUUCUCGAAAAACAGUGAUGUACAUCAGGAAUUUUUUUUUGUUCAUUCUCCAAACUUUUUUAUAAGUGAAGAGGUCAUUUCAGCCAUCACUGCUUUUCGAGAAUUGAUAUUUUUAUGAUGGCUUGCCUACUAGCGGCCGAGCUAGUUGGACCCAAUAAAUAAAUUAUAUUUAUUUUUACAUUUAUCGUAAUAUCAUUGUGAUAAAACCAGCACAUUAUUCUAAAGUAACACAAUUGAUGCCACUUUUGGAAAUUAUAUAUCAGCCUCAUUGAAUCAUCGAAAUAAUGGAUAUUAAUGAUAAGGAGAGACUGAAUAUUUUGAUAACUAAUAAUUCUAAAAAACUUUUAGAUUGUGUUCAUUCCAGAUGAUGAAAUUUGAAAACUAAGCAAUUAAUAUGCAGGCUGUAAACUUGUUGGAUCACUCAAUCCAUUAUUACGAUUUAUAGUCAAAAAUUAUAGGAAAUUCAACAUUAUUUCAUAUAAGUUUAUUAUUGUUAUUUAUAUUGUGAACCUAUUUAGAUGUGAAUCUAAGUCAGUUAUUGAUA
This is a messenger RNA of Coccinella septempunctata (seven-spotted ladybird), 2417 nucleotides long. Its product is annotated as EH domain-containing protein 1-like. The transcript has 2 exons. Gene Ontology annotation, biological process: endosomal transport; endocytosis. The record is from RefSeq and is a predicted model, not a curated record. Lineage: Eukaryota; Metazoa; Arthropoda; Insecta; Coleoptera; Coccinellidae. Gene Ontology annotation, cellular component: plasma membrane; cytoplasm. The coding region runs from base 38 to 1765 and encodes 575 amino acids. Gene Ontology annotation, molecular function: protein binding; GTP binding; calcium ion binding.